UCCGUGCCGUGCCGGUCCGUGCCGGCCCCGCCAUGCCGCACUACCAGGCCUGGGAGGAGUUCACGCGCGCCGCCGAGAAGCUCUACCUCGCCGACCCUAUGAAGGUGCGGGUUGUUCUCAAAUACCGACAUUGUGAUGGGAACCUCUGUAUCAAAGUAACGGACGAUGUAGCUUGUUUGCUGUAUAGAACAGACCAGGCGCAAGACGUAAAGAAGAUCGAGAAAUUCCACAGUCAGCUAAUGCGACUCAUGGUGGCUAAGGAAUCCCGCAGUGCUGCCAUGGAAACAGACUGAAUUGCUGAAAAUAAAAUGAGUGCUCCGGUCGUAUUUCACUGGAAGAAAAUAUCUCUUGGAUUUGAACGAAUACUGGGGCAGGAGGUGCUUUUAUGUACCGAAGGGGACUGAUGACAAGUCUGAAGCAUUUCCCUCUGCCCCAGACUCUGCUUUGGAAAACUAGGAAAAUAAAUGCUUUCAAUUGAAAGCUUAUAUUUAUUUUUGGGAACCAAUAAGAAACUAUUCUUACCUGUUAGGGUAUGCUAAGAUGACAAGUAAAUAUUUUAAAUCUACAGUACUUUAGUCUGAAUUUGAUGGGCCACAAGCAUAUUUCUGGAAAGGUACUAUAAAAUUUCAUGUAGAUUUCAUUGUGUUCAUACCUUAUGCUGGUGUAUUCUCACAGUGAGAAGGUUUAUUAACCUGACUAAUACUGUAGCAUGAUGACUGGAUGAUAAACAUUUACAUAAAUUAUAUACAUCAGUAGGGUUUAGAAGAAGGGAUGUUUUCUGAAAUGAAAUGUUAAAAUUGCCAAUUUGUGUUAGCACUGUCACUAGCAGGAUUUUAGCUUUUAGUAUUGAUCUUGGUCAGAAGCUGUGCAACAUGAUCUGUGAUGCAGUUUGUAGAACUGUUACAUUGGCUAAAUAAUUAAAAAUCUGUAUUUUAAACCUUGCUUGAAUAUUGCUAAAACGAUGAGAAACUGGGAGUUUCUUUUCUGCUUAUGUGAAUAUUGCUAUUAAAAAAUGUGGCUUUUUUCCAGUACUUGAACUGUUUUCUACUAGCUGGGGGGACCUUUUCCCAUCCUUGCUUCAGGCAAAGUUGAGGUAUACCAGCAAGACAAAUUCUAGAAGCUCUUGCCUGUUAUGUUAAUAGAAAAAUGCAACCAAACACUAUGCAGAUUCCUUAUCUUAGCAGCUUGCUAACUGUGCGUUUUCAAAUGUUACAUGUGGCAGAUGGGUAUCGGCCAACUGAAUAAAUGGAUGAA
Messenger RNA from Gavia stellata (red-throated loon), 1254 nucleotides. Its product is annotated as signal recognition particle 9 kDa protein. The record is from RefSeq and is a predicted model, not a curated record. Lineage: Eukaryota; Metazoa; Chordata; Aves; Gaviiformes; Gaviidae. Gene Ontology annotation, biological process: SRP-dependent cotranslational protein targeting to membrane; negative regulation of translational elongation. The transcript has 3 exons. The coding region runs from base 33 to 293 and encodes 86 amino acids. Gene Ontology annotation, cellular component: signal recognition particle, endoplasmic reticulum targeting. Gene Ontology annotation, molecular function: 7S RNA binding.